AUGCACAGACGGAGGAGCGAGAACCAGGCCUCCUGCACCGCUCUCUCAUCGAACGCCCUCGAAUAUGUGCACACCAUGGCUUACACGACAUCCAGCGCAGAGGAACUAGCUGACGCCCUCACCGAGCUGAGCAAGCCGUUUGGCUUGGCCAAGGCCUACUUUGUCUGCUCCGGCAGUGAAGCUAUGGAUGCGGCCAUGAAGCUCGCAAGGCAAUAUCAGGUUGAAAACGGCCAGCCGCAAAGAAAGAGGUUUGUUGCGAGGCGACAGGCGUAUCAUGGCAACACCAUUGGGGCCAUGAGCGUGAGCAGCAACUUGCCGAGCAAAAUCCCUUAUGAUGGCGUCUUGACGCUCGACAAUGUCAGCUUUGUCAGUCCGGCAUACGCAUAUCGCGGUCGGCGAGACGCAGAAACAGAGCAACAGUACGCUGGUCGGUUGGUUCAAGAGCUGGACGACGAGUUUCGGCGGGUAGGCCCUGAAACAGUGAUCGCUUUCGUGGCGGAAACUGUGGGAGGAGCAACUGCAGAUUGUGUCACGCCGCCAAGGGGGUAUUUCGAGGGUGUCAGGAAAGUGUGUGAUCGAUAUGGCAUCCUGCUCGUCCUGGACGAAAUCAUGUGUGGGAGUGGCCGGACGGGGUCGUAUCUUGCAUUUGAGCGACAAGGUGACGUGAGGCCGGAUCUUGUUACGCUGGGCAAGGGGCUGGGGGGAGGAUAUGCACCUAUUGCGGGCGUCUUGAUCGGUGAAAAGGUCGUGCAAGUCUUGAAAAGGGGUUCGGCGAGUUUCGUUCACGGACAUACAUAUCAGGCUCAUCCAGCGUGCUGCGCGGCGGGCUUGGCUGUUCAGAAAAUCAUCAAACGCGAUGAUUUAGUGGCGAGAUGUCUUGCUAGGGGAGCUCUUCUGGAAUCUCGACUACGGUCUGUUCUCGGAGACGCAAAGUACGUGGGAGAGCUUCGCGGCAGAGGCUUGUUCUUGGGGAUCGAGUUUGUGCAGGACAGAGCAUCUAAGCAACCGUUCAAGCCAGCGGUCAAGUUUGCCAGCAGAAUGCAAGAAGCAGCUCACAGCCGCGGCCCAGCUGUGUAUCCGGGGUCGGGGACUGUGGAUGGGGUGAAUGGCGAUCAUGUUAUUCUGGCACCGCCGUUGACUAUCACGGAAGGCGAGGUUGAGGAGGUUGUGAGGCUACUGAAGAUGGCGUAUGAUGUAGUAGAAGAAGAGCUAGUUGCGUAA
This is a messenger RNA of Trichoderma aggressivum f. europaeum, 1221 nucleotides long. RefSeq lists its product as uncharacterized. The record is from RefSeq and is a predicted model, not a curated record. The transcript has a single exon. Lineage: Eukaryota; Fungi; Ascomycota; Sordariomycetes; Hypocreales; Hypocreaceae. Gene Ontology annotation, molecular function: pyridoxal phosphate binding; transaminase activity. The coding region runs from base 1 to 1221 and encodes 406 amino acids. Gene Ontology annotation, cellular component: cytosol.